Molecule: messenger RNA, 1614 nt
Organism: Meloidogyne enterolobii
Lineage: Eukaryota; Metazoa; Nematoda; Chromadorea; Rhabditida; Meloidogynidae
Source: the annotation of a GenBank genome assembly
UUUUUAAGGGAAAUUCCAAAAAAUCAGUCGCCUAAAAUGGAAAACAAAAAACUUGUUUGUCUAAUAAUUCUCUUUGCAAUAAAUUUACUUAAUUAUAUGGACAGGUUUACAAUUGCAGGAGUCUUAAACGAUGUCAUUAAAUUCUACAAUAUUGACGAUAAAAUGGCUGGAUUCCUUCAAACUGUGUUUAUCAUCUUUUUUAUGUUGUUUGCCCCAAUUUGUGGGUGUUUGGGGGAUCGAUUUAAUCGAAAAAUAAUAAUUUUAAUUGGAGAAAUUGUUUGGGUACUGGCAGUUUUUGCUUCUUCUUUUAUUCCUCAAAAUCACUUUGCUUCUUUCGUUAUUUUACGUGGAAUUGUUGGGAUUGGAGAAGCUUCCUAUGCCGUUGUUGCCCCAACUUUUCUUGCUGAUAUGUUUGGGGGAAAGACGCGAAGUCGUGUUUUGAUGUUUUUUUAUUUUGCUAUUCCUGUUGGAAGCGGUCUAGGCUAUGUAAUAGGCUCUUAUGUUGCAUCAAUAGCAAAAGCUGGAAGGACAGACUGUGUGGACUGUUGGCAAUGGGGAAUUAGGGCAACCCCUAUAUUCGGUAUCGCAACAAUUAUUGCAUUGAUUUUUGGAGUGGAUGAACCGGUUCGUGGACAAGCAGACCAGGAAGAGAGUGGGCGGACAAAUGGACAAACUGAAAGCAACAAUCUAAAUAAUCGUGUUAAUUCUUCAACACCUGCCAACGAGGAUAUAACCACUACAGCCCCAACAUCAUUCAAAAAUAAAUUGUCUAAUAUUUAUCAAGAUUUGGUUUAUUUAAUUGAAAACCAAACAUUUAUUUGGUCAACAAUAGCUUAUACGGCCGUUGUUUUUUCGACUGGGACUUUGACUUGGUGGGCACCCGCAGCUAUAGAGGAAGCAAUUGCUUGGCAUCAUAAUAUUACAAAUGCAACUGCCGUAACAGACACAGAACACGUUGCUUUGACUUUUGGAGGAAUAACUUGUGCUGGUGGAAUCAUUGGAGUGGCUGUGGGAACUGUUGCUUCUAUGGCUUGGAAACGUGGAAUAAGCUGUUUCUCUGGAUAUUCUAAUCAACGAGCAGACCCUUUAGUUUCUGCUAUUGGCUCUUUUCUGGCAACUCCUUUACUUUUUUUGUCAAUUAAAUUAAUUGAUUUAAAUUUUAUUUUUCUUGCUUGGUUAUUACUUUUUCUAACAAUUGUGUCUCUUUGCUUGAAUUGGGCAGUUAAUGUGGAUAUGUUAAUGGCUAUUAUCGUUCCACAUCGUCGAGGUAUUGCAAGUGCUGUUCAAAUUCUUAUAUCACAUGCAUUUGGAGAUGCUAGUGGACCUUGGAUUGUUGGGGCAAUUUCUGAUUCUGUUCGAGGAGAGGAUAAAACUCCAGAAGCCCAUUUCCAUUCAUUAGUUAUUGCAUUCUAUCUGCCAAAUGUUUUAUUAUUUUUGAGUGGAGUAGGCUUCCUUUUGGCUGCCUAUACAUUACCUAAGGACUUAAAACUGGCUGAAGAUUGGAGAACAAAUAGGCGAGGGACAGGUGGUUCUGCACAAUUGACAGGGGUUACACAAACAGGUAAAAGGAAAUUUUUGACAAUAAUUAUAAUAGUUAACUUCUCUCAAGAAUAG